UGGGGGCCGCGCCGGGUAGCGGUUCUCGGCUGUGCCUGCGGCGGCCCUGGCUGGAAGAGCCUUUCGUCAGCUCCACGGGGACCUCUGUGCACGGAUGGACCCGCCCGGAUCCGGCGGGAAGCGGCCUGGCAGGCGGCGGGCCCGGCGGCGGCAGCAAAGGCAGGACGGGGCCAAAGCCACGGGUCCCUGAGGCGUGCGGGCCCAGCGGUCCCGGCGGCGGCACCAUGAUGCCGGGCGAGACCCGCUCGGCGGCGCCCGGGACGGCGGCGGACCUCUCGCGGUGUCAGGGCUGCGCCUCCCUGCAGCAGAAUUUAAAUGAAUAUGUUGAUGCAUUAAUUACCUUGAAGCAAAAGAUUAUUAAUACAGAUAAUUUGUUAACAGAAUAUCAGAAGAAAUGUGAUGAGCUGCAGUUUGCAAGAAGAGAGAAUAGUACCCUGCAUCACCAAGUGGAACAGAUGCUUCAAAAAAUUUCUCCUCUGCAGAAAUGUCAGGAAGAGCUGGGGUCGUUAAAAGCAGAACUAGAGGAGAAAAAGAGUUCUCUUAAGUUGUAUCAGGAAACUCAUCAGGAAUAUGCUCGUGUAAAAGAAGAAUGUUUGAAAAGUGACGCUCAGAAGAAGAAACUAGAAGCCAAGGUGAAGAAGCUGGAAGAGGCUGCUUUCAAGCAAAUUCAGGACUUCAAGCAACUGAGAAAUGAAAAGAAAGUACUCGAAAAGGAAUUUAAGAAGACACAGGAAAGACUUGAUGAAUUUUCUAAACAGAAAAAUGAAAAGGAGUUGAGACAUAUUGGAACACAAAUUUCAAGUGAUUCAUAUGGAAGCAUAGAUAAAAGAAAAGUCAAACUGCUGCUGAAGGAACUCUGGCUCUGCAUCAACACCACGCACAGGCUCCCCCCAGGUGAAGGCAACAAGCAUGGCCAAGAAAAAUCUGCCAAAGAAAACAGGUGCAGAGAGUCCAUGGAAGAUGGCGUGCUCCCUCCUGUACGGCACAGUCCCCCAAGAGCUUCAGAUAUGCAGGCGUGCUUAGCAAAAUUGUCCGUGGAGAUUGAUGGUGAUUUUUCUGCACAUAAGAAUGUGGACCAAGAGAUGCGCGGUGGAGCCAGUGACAGUAACGAGGACAGAAAUCCUGAGACUGUAAUGCCAAGUCAGAACGAUGAGGAGAGCAUUGACUUUUCUGAUCACGACCCUUUUUUUGAUGAGGAUCUUCAAGCUGCAAUUGACUUCUUCAGACUUCCCCCUCCUCUUCUGUCUCCUGUGCCCUCACCCCCUCUGAUGGCGUUACCACACCUGGGGCCCGUACCUUCCUCGCAUGAAGCUGAAACCUACUUUGGCGAGUAUACAGAUUCCAGUGAAGAUGACUCGGCUCAACAACAUAAUUCCGCUGAACCUGAUUUAGAAGAUGACACAGCUGAAUCACAGAACUAUUUUGGCUUAUUCAUAAGAAAUGAAGGAAGUGGCACCCUGUUCAAACAGCCCGCGUCACACGAAGCUCCCCAAGCUCCAAACUCGUCAGGAGUCAGUGACGCCACGGCCGCCGCGGUCAGGGCCUUGACACCAGGGCCGCGAGAACCUCCAGCCACGCACUCUUUGGCUAGUGAAAAACACCUGAGCACGUCAUCUCAACUCACCAAUGUUAAAAGAGAUAUUUUAGAUGACGUAAAAAGACAGAUCGAGGUUAGGGAGGUGGAUAAAUCUGUGCAGACCGAGGAAACGCUUGAUAAACCCACUAGAGUUCUGGGCGUCGAGAAGUUACCUGGCAGCCCAGCCGACACUGGGCGGUCAGCAUUGUGUUAUUCUCCCCUUAGCAAGAGGCCGUUAAGUGAGCUCAUUGAAUCUGGAACCCUCUUAUCCAAAAUAAUAGGAUCACCUGAGUCUGAGUUUACUAGGCGAACACUUGCUAAUGAAAUCACUUCAGCGUCAGAGCGUGUACGGACGAUUUCUGAGCUCUUCCGCAGAGUGUCCAGAGAAAUGGAAAAGGAAAGAGGAGGCGCACGAGGGCUCCUUUUAGGGGAGUUCUCUGAAUCCGAAGAAGAAAGUGCAGGCGACUCAACGGACGCAGCAGGGCUCGAUGUUGCUGCUGGUGUUUCAUCCUCUUCUACCUCCGGAGCGCUGUCGGUUGGCAGUGGCCCCCCGUCCUCCUCUCGCUUAGAGCAUGAUCCCGAGACACACGGUCCGGCCGGAAGAGUCUUUCCUGACAUGCCUCAUUCCAAACGAAGACCAGCCUUGGCAGCAUCGGGCCUCUUCAGUCUGCAGUCUGAGGUUGCACCCGAGUGUUCUAUAGGCAGAAACGAGCUGGACGAGAGCUUGCAUGCUUUGCACCCCGAGUGGGAAGUGUCUGAUUUCAGCCAUCGGAGUAGCAGUGAGGUAGAACGUACAAAAACUGUAAAAGACACGACGAAAAUAUGCUCACUUCCUCAGUCAGUAUUUAUGAAAGCUACAAAAGGCGGGCAGGGUGAAAGCAAAGGUUCUCAAACUGAGUUCCCAGUAGAUAAGUCGGAGAUCCCACCUUCAGUAGAUUCUCAGGGCAGCUUGGUCAAGAGCGGCUUUGGUUUUGUUAACAGCACUUCGUGGCACCAUAGUGAUUUAUUGAGGAGAAGUGGGGAAGGAAGCCUGAGAGCUAAAUCGGAGUAUGAACAGGAGACUAGCCGUCAGUUAGGAAAGGCAACGCCGUUGUUAGAAGAUAGAGGAUCAGCACCCAGACUUGAGCUGCCUACAGAACAUAACAGUCCUGUGCAGUUCAAGGCCGCUUCACUGCUGCCCAAUCAAGUGUCAGUUAUCACAAAACAGGCAAGACCUGAAAAGAUCCAAAGUUCCGCAUCAGAAUACUCCAGACUACACCAGGGUGAGCCUGCAGCAGCAACAGAGAAUCUUCCUACUGGAACUGACCCUCUGGCGUCUACAUUAGAAAGUAAUGGAGAAAGAGAGGACAGAACACAGACAGUCAAGGAGGUGACCUCCACAGAAAGGACUUCACCAGGAGUUUCCCCCUUGCGGAGACAGUUAGAUUUGGAUUCUCCAAAUAGUUUUUUACCAGCAGAAAAUUCUCAUUGUUCCACAAGUAGAGGAUCAUCUUUCUCUUUUGAAAACAUCCCUGUCCAACACCAAGACAGUGUGGUGAAAGCUUCCACCCAGGAGGAGCUGCAGAAACGAAGUCAGCCCCUCCCUGCCACAAAUCUGAACGUCGAUAAACUUACAGCCACAGAAGUGACGGCAUCAAGAGUCUUUCCCUCUGAGGGAAGACUCUGUGGAGACACAGGAAGAUCUGAUAGUGAGGCCCUGGCUGCUUCAUGUGGUUCUCCUGGCAUACUGCAGAACCCUAAUGAGCCUUUGAAGCUGAAAUCCAAAGCUCCUAGUGGUCCUUUUUCUGAAGGUUUUGCCACCACGGGUACCACUUCUCCUUCAGCAUUUUGCAGAAAAGAUGAAGAGAUGCGUGCUCUUACCCAGAGUAGACUUCCUGGUACCUUGUAUUGCUACACAGGCCUUCGAGAGGGGCUUGAGGAGGACACUGAAGCGGAGGAGAGUGAGGCCUUGAGCUGCAGUGAGGGUGAAAAUGAGAGUGGACUCGCGGUGGGGGGUGGGCAGCAGGACAGCGUGGACAGAUCCCUGACCGACUCAGCAGACGCAGAUGCUGGUGGUCCUGAGACGAGGCCUUCCAUCGAGGUGGGUCAUCUGACCUCCGCACUGCAAGAUGUGGACAUAAAUGCUCUGUCUGAGAUAGACAGACUUUCUACAUUGGAGGUUGUCAGGUUCCUUGAAAGUUGUCAGUUAAGGGAUUAUAGUUCAGGGGACUCCCUUUCAGAAUGUUCUAGCAAAGGAGCCCUGAACAAGGAAAUGAGCAGAGAACUAAAGGAAAGUGAAGUACCAGGAGCACAGUGCAGGAAGCAGCACUCUGAAGAGGAAGCAGUCGAAACCUCCGAAGAGUCACUUGUGUUGGAGGAAGAUGACUAUCCUUUGGGAAACACGAGUCCGCUUCCUGAGUGUUCUUUGGAAGCACUGUCUGAGGUUCUUACCAAGAUUGGGCCAGAAUUUCAAGUACAUUAUGAGGAUGCUGAUGCUAAAGAUACUGAGGAUUUAUUGCUCAUAAAUAUGCAUAACAGCAUGACAGCUGAAAAUUUAGAAGCUCCAUGUCAGGAGACAGCUAACUCCUUGUCACACGCUGUACAACUACCACCUCUAACAAACCUUGUCACUAAAAGCAGUCCUCCCGUCAGUGAUGGAUCUAAUGAUGAAAGCCUUCAAAGCACAGCUGAGGAUGGUUCAAACGCAGCUGGGCAGGUGGAGGGUGGGGAGGAGGUCCUGUUGACAUCCGUGGAACCAGCAUCUCUGUGCUCCGCCUCAGUAGCAGAGCAGACGCCUGAGCAGGGUUCCCGUGGAGGGGCUGAGACAGCAUUUCAGUGUCAAAUAUCGACCGUGACGUCAGAAGUUAUCAACGUGCUCAUAAGUAAGGACCAAAAUCUAGUGAUUGAAAAGGGGGACAACUGGACAAUCAUAAAUGGUGUGGCUGUCAUGCCAAGUGUGGACCAGGUCAUACUGUGUGACUCUCCUGAGGACACCCGGAUUACUCAGGAUCAGGAAGGACUGGAAGCUGGUUUCAUUGCGGUUGCUUCAGCAAAGUCCCCGGAAACCCCUCGGACGGGCUCUCCGUUCCAGGGGCCUCAGUGUGGCAGUCAUACUUCACGUACCCCGGAGGAUGGCUCGAGCAGUGGUCCAAGUACCAACUUUGAUAAAAGUCGUCUGCGGAAUAGACCCGUUAAACCUAGUGUGCGGAUUAGUUCUCAAAUAUACAGUCAAGAUUUUGAGUCUCAGAUUGUUGCGUCUGAUCACACGUAUUAUAACUCGAAACUUGAGCCAUGUGUCAAAAAUAAGAAUCGAUCAAAAAUUUCAAACAAAGAUCAGCUGACCAAACUGGGAAAGACUUUAGGAUCAGGCAGAGUUGAAAGUAAUCAGAGUGAAGUUUCUCAGUCAUUUUCCGGGGAGAGAGGUAAUGCAAAAACUCAGAGAAAUCAAACUCAAACCGUCCUCGCCAACGCGGAUACGUCUACUCCUCUGGAGUGUUCCGCUGACACGCUGAGUAAGAUACGGCAGGAGGUGGGUCCUCCUUUGCCCCCUCUGCUUGCCCCUCUGGUAGCUACACCUCCCAGGACCCUGCAGCCAGUUUCUCCUCUGAUGUCCAGCUGCAGCCCUUCCUCUCCAGCCUCUCCUCUUGGCCAGAUUUCUCCCUUAUGUGACAUACCAGUGUCUCCUAUGAUGUCGCCUUUGCCGGAAGACGCAGGGCACACCCCUCCUGCCUGUGCUUCUCCAUCUCCAUCCACCAUGCCGCCCAGUGAGAGGAUAUUGUCCUCUCCUCUGCAGUUUUGUGCCACAACACCAAAACACGCACUUCCUGUGCCUGGCCGACUCCCCCCACUGGCACCUGGCCAUCCUGCUGUGGCGGGUGCCCAGGAGAAUUCCGUUAAAAUCCUUGACACCAUGUACCCAGAGUUAUCUGCCAGGGCCCGGACCCUCAACAUCCUCAAAGGGAACAUUCAGCUCAACAGAGGCCCGCCUGCUGACCCUAAGAGUUUACCAGGGCCUGUCAGUGCCAUAACGGGGUUCAAAGCCAUCACCUCAACAUCAACGGCUUUUGUGAAGACUGGGGGCAGUGCCACUAGUGACUGUACCCAAGACAAGGCAAGAGAUUUGGGGGCUCAGCGGGACUCCAGUGGCAAGAGGACAUUGUCAGCGUCCACGCUCCAGAGUGCUAAAAGAUUACGCCUAGACAGUGGGUCCUCAGAAUCAGAAACCCGGGAAGCCGGGACAGAAGGAAUCGGCAGAAACCUCCGAAGGAACUGCCCUCAAACUGAAGUUGUACCAGCAAAUGGGGAAAGAAGUUGUUUUGUUCCAACUGUCAAUACAGUUUCACAGUUGCCUUUAAAUGCGAAAGAAACUGUGGAAUCCCAGGAUAAAACCAUAGCUAACGCUCUGAGGAAGAUUGCAGGGUCAUCUUUUGACCUGUUACCUGUGAUUCGUAGCCAUGUGUACGUGGGGAAUAUCUCCAAAAAGCCCGUCAUGAGGGAUCAAGAGAAGGAAGUUGUUUUUGAAUUUAGCACAACAAAAAAGCAUUUGGCAGAGCGCUUGCUUCACUCUAUCCUCUCCGAACUGAACGUUCAGAAGACAUCCACGGAGGACCACAAUUACAUCCACGCCCUCUGCAGAGUGUAUGUGGGCAUUUGUCGCCAACUUGGAGACUUGGAAAGAGCUCGCCUGUUUUGCUACAGCAUCCUUAAAGAAGAUUUCCCCGAGUCUGACAAACUGACUUUAUUUAUUGCAAACAUGUGGCACGAUGUGUUUAUCUCCCAAUCAGUGAUUAAUAAAGCAAUGCAGUUAGUUGCCAGGCAGCGCGCUAAAGGAGAGGUUCUGAACUGCUUGAGAGCUUUUCUCAAUUGGGAGAAGAAUGCUCCUGUAGAUGUCGGCUUCAUGGUUUCUAAGCUGCUUUUGACAAUACAGUUAUGUCCAAAAACAGAAUUUCAGUCGAGUGAGAAGUUUGGUGAAGACCUGAGUGAUAACACAUGGGAAUACAUAUUUGCCAUUGAUCUGCUCUGCUGCCAUCAAAAGUGGAUUUGGACACAUGACAAUAUCAUAAGCAAGGAGCUGUGGCCGGUAAUGGACAAAUGGAUAAAGUACAGGAAAGGACACGUGAACGUCGGAUAUACCCCUGAUAUUAUUAUAGCGUCUGUACUGAGGCUCAUUGGUCGUUUAGGCCAGUUGGGUUUGAAGGAAGGGUUUCCAUCUGCUGUGAAGAAUAUCAGCUCAGUUAUUGGGAUGUUCAUACAGCAUGCUCAGGAUGAAGAUAUACCAUGGGGCGUACAGUUAGCAGCUGUCUAUGCGCUUUGUGACUUGAGUCCCAGCAAUCCAACAGAAAUAUCCAAGAUCCUGGAAGCCUGGCGGAAGGAGGCCUCCCAGAGCAUCCCGGCUGCGAUCGUCAGCUAUCUGGAGGAAGCUGGCACAUUGUGCAUGGAAGAGCACAGCUAGGUCCGGGGGUGUCCCUGUGCCCCGAGAAGUGCCUUCACAGUGUCUGAGUGCCCACAGAUUACUGAGCUCUCAGAUCUAAACAGAGGUUUGAAAAGAAAGGCAUAAAAGAGAGAAAACCACAGAGACCGUCUUCAUUGCUGGGCAGGGAGACAGGGAGGGACGAGCAGUCUCCUGUCUGCCGGUCGCCUGGCCGCGCACAUUUCACAGAGGCUGCUGUGAUCCAUGGCAUGGCUCAGCUUGCUGUGUCCUGGUCCAAUGGCGGAAACUUGAACUUAGCCCUUUUGUGCUGCAGAAAGUGUCCUUUUAGUGGCUUUUUAAAAUCGAGUGACAUUUUAUAAUGAAUUUAAUAAUGUAAAAAUGUGAUUUGGUUCCCAAACUAUUUUUGGACUCUGUGCUCACACGAUUGACUAGAGAAAUUAAAUCCGCUAGCGUGGUCUUCUCCUAUCUCUGCUAGAAACAGGCCCCCAGACUCCUUCCUGGGUGUCCUGAGGGAGUGGAACCUGAGCCCUCCCUCAGCAGAAACCCUCUGUAGCGCAUCUCUCCUGUCUUGAAGUUCCUUAGAAAUAUUUAACACGUGUCAGGAGGGGGCCCGGACGAGCCUCAGCUCCCUGCAGGUCUGUGUCAGUGGCGUGUACAUAAGAGAUUCACAGACGGCCCGAGCGCGUCUGUGUCCCGUGUACAUAUGGGACAGUGCUAUAAUGUGCUUCACAUUGGAAGAUAUUCCUCUUUCGGAAUUUUGUAUAUACAGAAUGGGUUUAAUAACUCACCGUGGUCCUGAUUUGUCAUAUAUUCAUCGUUUCUUAAAACUCUUGUGUUUUUUUAUAAUAAAAAAGUAAAAGUGAACCUUGCCCGUUACUGUUGGGAUCAGCAAGUGACACUGGCGUUGCGUCUGCUCGGACACGGGAAGGGGACGUGCUGGCGAUACAGACGUCACGCUGGCCACGUUGAAGCCGUUCUCAGGGUUUUCCACGAUGCUCCUUAAGUGCUGUCAAGUACUGUUGAGUGGUUGGUCCUCCACUUGGAAUGUUCGUCUCUUUACAGUUGCUGCCCUUUAGAAAUUACGUUUGCAGCUAUUAUGUUACUCCUCAUCGUGUUUUUUAACAACAGCAAACAUAAUUGAAAUUUAUAAAUUUAUAAACAACUCUGUCUUGCCCUUUUGGAAGCGUCCUGAUACAUUUAUUCAACAAAUGCUUAUUGAGCGUGUGCUCUAUGCCAGGUACCUCAUUCGGACUGGCUGUUACAGUGUUGAACAAAGCCGGUGGGAGCCGAGUUCUCCCAGAGCUGCAUUCUGUUGAUAGAAAUCCUAAACCAUCACCCCAAUAAUACAGCCAUUGUGAAUUUGCUUAUGUUGGUCAA
This is a messenger RNA of Trichechus manatus latirostris (Florida manatee), 8363 nucleotides long. RefSeq names its product interactor of little elongation complex ELL subunit 1 (gene ICE1). The transcript has 19 exons. The coding region runs from base 225 to 7007 and encodes 2260 amino acids. The record is from RefSeq and is a predicted model, not a curated record. Lineage: Eukaryota; Metazoa; Chordata; Mammalia; Sirenia; Trichechidae.